Molecule: messenger RNA, 1333 nt
Organism: Melanaphis sacchari
Lineage: Eukaryota; Metazoa; Arthropoda; Insecta; Hemiptera; Aphididae
Product: aminoacylase-1A-like
Exons: 7
Coding region: 88-1281 (397 amino acids)
Biological process (GO): amino acid metabolic process
Cellular component (GO): cytoplasm
Molecular function (GO): aminoacylase activity
Source: RefSeq, a predicted model, not a curated record
UAUAACAUUUAUAUUACGAAUGUAUAGUACAUUAUUAUAUUAAUAUUUCUUAUUUCUUAUUUAAAAUAAAUCUUUACAUCUCGAGAAAUGACUUCGAAAAAUAAAGAGGAUGAAGCUGUUUCCAAUUUUAGAAAAUAUUUACAGAUACCCACCGUCCAUCCCAAUGUUGAUUACAGUGAAUGUGUCCAAUUUCUACAGUUUCAAGCUGAAAGUAUUGGACUACCAUUUAAAACUUACUAUAUGGCACCAAAAAAACCAGUAGUUAUAAUUACACUACAUGGACAAAAACCUGAAUUACAAUCUGUGUUACUUACAUCCCAUAUGGACGUUGUACCAGUUUAUCCGGAAAAAUGGACAUAUGAUCCAUUUUUAGCUUACAAAGAUAAACAAGGAAAUAUAUACGCUAGAGGAGCACAAGAUAUGAAAUGCGUCGGCAUACAGUAUUUAGAAGCAAUAAGAAGAUUCAAGAAUAAUAAUUUAACUCUUGAUAGGACUAUUCACGUUUCUUUCAUGCCUGAUGAAGAAAUAGGAGGAAUUUUAGGUAUGGCUCAUUUUGUUAAGACCAAAGAAUUUCGUUCUUUGAAUAUUGGAUUUACAUUAGAUGAAGGUUUGGCAAGUAUAGACGAUGUUAUUCCUUUGUACUACGGCGAAAGAACAAUUUGGCAAUUCUACAUUCGAAGCACCGGUACGCCAGGUCAUGCCUCAUUACUUCAUGAUAAUACUGCUGCCGAAAAAUUGUUAUUCGUGGUAAACAAAAUAUUGAAUUGGAGGACAGAGGAAAAGUUAAAAUUGUCCCAUGGUAUGGAUAUCGGAGACGUUACAUCUGUGAAUAUGACAAUAUUGGAUGGGGGAUGUCAACUAAACGUUGUACCUCCAGAGCUUUCUGCUGGUUUCGAUGUUCGAUUGGCUACAAAUACAGACCGCCGUGCUAUAGAGGAUAUCAUAAUUGGAUGGUGUCACGAAGCUGGCGAGGGCGUAAGGCUAGAAGUUUUCAAAACAAAUGAACAGACCAUACCCACUAAACUAGAUGAUUCAAAUCCCUGGUGGUUAAAGUUUAAAAGUGAAUGUGAGAAAAUGAAGUUAAAACUAAAACCAUCUAUUUGUCCUGGAGCCAGUGAUAGCAGAUACAUCAGACUAAUUGGUAUUCCUGCAUUUGGAUUCUCUCCAAUGAUGUAUACACCUGUGCUUUUACACGAUCAUGAUGAAUAUUUGAAUGAAAAUACGUUUUUGAAUGGAAUCAAUAUUUAUUAUAACAUAAUCAAGGGUUUAGCAACUGAAUAAAAUCUGUUAUUUAUCUUCCAUCAUUUAAAAGUAAAAAACACUGAAUUAUUGA